AUGAAGUUUGGGAAAGAAUUCAAGACCCACCUGGAAGAAACCCUUCCUGGGUGGAGAGACAAGUUUCUCUGUUACAAGCCUCUCAAGAAACUCCUCAAACAAUUGCCUCCAACCGUUGAUUCGCUCAACCUCGAUCACCCCAUUAGUUUUCAACUCCAUCGACGACCUCCUCCACUCACUCUUAAUGAUGAUGAUGAUGAUGCUAAUACUAAUAGGCCUUUGGUGGAUUUACAAGAAUGGUUUGUUAGAAUUCUCAAUGAAGAGCUUGACAAGUUCAAUGAUUUCUAUGUUGAUAAAGAAGAAGACUUUGUUAUACGCCUUCAGGAGCUGAAAGAAAGAAUUGAAAGUCUAAAGGAAAAGAGCAGCAAGGAUGGAGUUUUUACAUCAGAGAGUGAAUUUAGUGAAGAAAUGAUGGAUAUUCGUAAAGACCUGGUCACCAUUCAUGGAGAGAUGGUGCUUUUAAAAAAUUAUAGCUCCUUAAAUUUUGCAGGGUUAGUUAAGAUUUUGAAGAAGUAUGAUAAACGAACAGGAGGAUUGUUGCGCCUACCUUUCACCCAACUUGCCCUUCAUCAGCCUUUCUUCACAACAGAACCACUAACAAGGUUGGUCCGUGAAUGCGAGGAUAAUCUCGAGCUCCUUUUUCCAUUGGAGGCAGAAGUCGUUGAAUCGACCAACAUCGUACAUGAUCAGUCAAAUCCAUCAUCAAGUGAGACAGUAAACACCUCACCUGAGCCAUCAUCAACUCUUGGGGAGGAAACCGUUGACAUAUAUCGCAGCACUCUUGCUGCCAUGAAAGCAAUACGAGGUCUUCAAAAAGCAAGCUCCACCUCUAAUCCGCUCUCAUUUUCAUCUUUUUUCAAGAGCCAGGAUGACGAAAGCAUUGGUGCUGUAACAGCUGCAAACUCAACUUCGAACUCUUCAGCCACAAUGCAGGAUGGAGAGGAGAUUGAUCAAGAAGAUGUGCAUUCUGUCUAA
Molecule: messenger RNA, 975 nt
Organism: Dovyalis caffra
Lineage: Eukaryota; Viridiplantae; Streptophyta; Magnoliopsida; Malpighiales; Salicaceae
Source: the annotation of a GenBank genome assembly